Meloidogyne enterolobii is the source of this 928-nucleotide messenger RNA. Lineage: Eukaryota; Metazoa; Nematoda; Chromadorea; Rhabditida; Meloidogynidae. The record is from the annotation of a GenBank genome assembly.
UGAGUCCACUGUUUUUGCGAUCUGGUCUUCCAAUACUGAUGAGCCUCCGCCGCUCAGAGGUAUUUGGAUUACCAAGAAAGGAAAUGUUACAGAUUUAUGGUCAAAUCAUCCUAUGACUGAUUCAAUACUCUACCCUUGCAUGUUUUUGCUUGGGGACGAGGGUUAUUCAACAGAAAUACCAUAUAUUAAGAUAGCUAAAAAGCCUAAUAAUGCUAAAGACGACUUUGAUACCGACAAAUCGGAAACCGGUUCCAUUGCUGAAAGCGAUUGUGGUUCUGUUGAUAUUUAUGGUGACGAACCCAGCCGUUCUCGCCCCAAUCUUUCAUUUAGAGCUUUUUAUCGUUAUCGCUUUGGAAUUCGGUACCCGGAAAAUGAACAUUAUCAUCAUAUUUGGAGUACUGGUGGCGGAUUGGGACAAAAAUUUGCUCUUGAUAUUGCUGCUAGAAUUGAUUCGCAAGUAUUUGAAUACUUACGUCAGCCAGAUAUGGAUUUAAGAUGUGAAGUUGUGCCUGAACUUUUAGACUAUUUUGCUAAGCAUGCUGGCAAAUCCUCCGCAGACAAAGUAGGACAUGUAGUUCUCUUUAGAAGUUAUAUGCCUGGCUUCAGGGCAUACUUUAAGAAAAAUUAUAAAUCUGCGUGCACGAUUAUUAAUCGUAAACGCAAGCGAGGAUGCGCCAUGUUUAUGUUCACGUUCACUUCGAAUCCAAACUGGCCUGAAAUGCAAAAUGAACUUUACCCCAACGGUCAAGCAUUGAUUGAUCGUCCUGACAUUGUCAUGCGUUUUUACGCAGAUAAAGUUAGAGAGAGUGAUGGCUACUGAUAUUCCUGCUAUACCGGAGAUUAUUGAAGGUUACAUUCUUGCCCAUAUUCCGCCACUGCCAGAUAAGGAUGAUAAAAGCCCACGAGCCGAAGGUGAAAGACGCCUUCG